Molecule: messenger RNA, 1411 nt
Organism: Aquila chrysaetos chrysaetos
Lineage: Eukaryota; Metazoa; Chordata; Aves; Accipitriformes; Accipitridae
Product: olfactory receptor 6F1-like
Exons: 1
Coding region: 33-977 (314 amino acids)
Biological process (GO): G protein-coupled receptor signaling pathway
Cellular component (GO): membrane
Molecular function (GO): olfactory receptor activity; G protein-coupled receptor activity
Source: RefSeq, a predicted model, not a curated record
GCAAGCUCACAGAAACAUUCCUGUCUUUGCAGAUGAACCUCCACACUUGGGAGGACAUGGCAAAUGGGACAGGUGUGGAAGAAUUCAUCCUUCUUGGCUUCCCAGGCACGUGGCAUUCUCGGGUCUCCCUUGUGGUGGUAUUUGCACUGACAUACUCCCUGACAGUAAUAGGCAAUGCAUGCAUCAUAGCUCUGGUGUGGAUGAACAGCAACCUACAGACCCCAAUGUACUUCUUCCUCUGUAAUCUCUCCUUUCUAGAGAUCUGGUACACUACGGGCAUUGUUCCCAAAGCCAUAGGAGUCGUGCUGGGGACUAGCCAGACCAUCUCCUUCAGAGUCUGCAUCCUCCAGUUGUUUUUUCUUCUCUCCCUAGGCUCCACUGAGUGUUUUCUCCUGUCUGUCAUGGCCUAUGACCGCUACUUAGCCAUAUGCUACCCCUUGAGAUACAGCUCCCUCAUGAACAGUGUCCUCUCUGCUCGGCUAGUACUCAGCUCCUGGCUGGGAGGCUUUCUGGCUGUCUCGUUGCUGGCCUUUCUGACAUCCAGGCUGACGUUCUGUGGGCCAGAUGUCAUCAAUCAUUUCCUCUGCGAUAUAGAUUCCUGCCUUGCCCUCUCCUGCAGUGACACAUGGCCCGUGGAGCUGGCAACCUUCCUUGUCUCCAUAAUUGUUGUGGUGGCCUCCUGUGUGGUCACCCUGGUCUCCUACAUAUACAUCAUCUCUUCCAUCCUGAGGAUCCAGUCAGCCCAUGGCCGAAAAAAGGCCUUUUCCACUUGCUCUGCCCAUCUCAGUGUUGUCACAAUCUGGUAUGGUUCUACCAUGUUCCUGUAUGUCAAACCGUCAGCCCAGAACUCCCUGGAUCUGAACAAACUCGUGAAUACCUUUAACACUGUUGUAACUCCGUUGUUGAACCCCUUCAUUUACACACUCAGGAACAAAGAAGUGAGGCAAGCUCUGGGGUGGGCUUUCCAGAAAAAGUGAAGUGCACCUGGGCAUCACAGGUAGUGAGAAGCCACCAAUUCCCCAGUGAGCUGAUCUCACUCACCUUACAGCCAUCUUAGGAUGGGCUGAGCCUCACUUCUUAUGCCCCCACCUCCCUCUGUUCAUUCCUGAGUUAAUUCAAAAUGCCUCUGUACUGUUUUUUUCUGGGAUAGAGUUAAUUUUUGUCAUAGCAGCUAGUAUAGAGCUAUGUUUGGAUUUGUGCUGAAAACAGUGUUGAUAAUACAGAGAUGUUUUUGUUACUGCUAAGCAGUGCUUACAUGGUCAAGGCCUUUUCUGCCUCUCACAGUGCCCCACCAGGGAGUAGGCUGGGCGUGCACAAGAAGUUGGGAGGGGACACAGUUGGUACAGCUGACCCCAACUGACCAAAGGGAUAUUCCGUACCAUAUGAUGUCAUUAUCAGCAUAUAAAGCUGG